Molecule: messenger RNA, 987 nt
Organism: Phialemonium atrogriseum
Lineage: Eukaryota; Fungi; Ascomycota; Sordariomycetes; Cephalothecales; Cephalothecaceae
Exons: 1
Coding region: 340-849 (169 amino acids)
Source: RefSeq, a predicted model, not a curated record
CUUUCAAAUCUCCCCAACUACUAUCCGCAUCGACUUGAGCACAGCGCUGCUUACCAUCUUGCCCACUUGAAGAAUGUGGGUCGUUGACUAUAUCCGCGAUCUUGUCAAUCCAAGGCGUCCCUACGAGGCAAGCCCUGUACGCCAAGCCCUGUACGCCGAGGCCCCCCCUGUGUCUGUACGAGCAAGCCACACCCCCCACGCCCUUCGACAGAGCGCACUGUCUUUGGCACAACCUCUGUUUCGCUUUGGGGAUGGCCGUCCCGAGGCGGAUUCAUUGUUCUCGAGCUUGUGUCGCCGGUAGAUUUCGACUUCCUGGGCCUGGACCCCGUCCACCCGCCAAUGCGCCGCGACCCCGACCAGGACGCCGAGGACAGGUUCUGCCAACAGCUGCUCCUGCUAGGCGCCAAGUGGUUCGACAGCCGCAAACGAUACUAUUUCAUUUUAGAAGUCGAGGAUGACGAGAAACCUGCUAUCAUUGAACUCGAAGAGGGCGACACGCCAUUGCCGACGAGAAUGGAACGGCGAUUGGUCAAGGUCGGCAUACAGAGUGGGCCGAACCCAGGACUGUGGGUUGCCGAGUAUGAAACUACCAUGUACGGCUUCCGGGAGAAGCGCAACUUUGUUCCAACCUGGGCGUCAAAAGUGACACUGGCGAUGACAAUGGAGCAGAGGUGCGAGAUUCUGAAGAAUAUGGGAGCAAAGUUUUUCGCAACUCUCGACGACUACGAUGGUGCCGGCUGCUUGAAGGCUUGGAAGGAGAAGAGUCAGGGUGAGGUUGGACCCCUCGUUCAGACACAUUAUACUAGCCCGCCAGCUGUCAGCCAUUCCGGACCCACGAUGCCAUGUUGAUUGAAGCCCUGGCACCACCGAGGACCCUUCUGCUGGCAAUCUGAGUUCGACAGAGUGGCUAAAAAAAGAAAACUGCUGCUAUGUAUAUGAGUGUUCAAGAACCCUUUUACUUAACAAAUACAAGUUCUUACGUAUCUC